AUGUCAAAGGUUAAAGUAAAGGGAGAAGCAAACAAUGUUCCUGCCAAUAAGCAAGUACAUGUAGACGGAGCAAUGGACAAAGUGAAACAUCUUACAGGCGAUGAAGUAAGAAAUUUAAAGAAGGAUGCACACACCCAUGCGCAAGCAAAGCAGAAAGUCACUGGAGGAUCCUCGAAACUGACCAAGGCUCAAAAGAAGCAAGUAAGGCAGUUGAAUCGCAACCGUACAAAGCUAACAGAUCACAACAUUCACGGGUUAAUAGAGGAUCGCCAAGGACAGAUUGCAGUCGAUUUGAAACCAGAAAGCAACACUGGAAGGUAUGCUGAAAGAAUUAUAAUGAAGGAUCCGAAACAAAACUAUACACUGAAUGUGGUCGAGUAUCUUGAUGAUCAUAAGUAUGGGGUAGUAGACCCAGGGCCUGGGCCUUCCUGUGUCCAACGAGCAGCUAACUUUGUUGCAGACCAUCAAGCAGUUUAUGGUGCAGCUGCAGGAGUCUAUCCUGCUGCGGCAGGACCUAAAGGAGUCGCCAAGUUUGAUAUCUUGGUCAUUGGAGCUAGUGCUGGUGGAAUUGCCUGUGCAAACAGAGCUGCUGAACUUGGGAAGAGAGUGGCUAUAGUGGGAACUGGAGACAAGGAGAGCGUAAGUGUGAUGAGAUAA
This is a messenger RNA of Geodia barretti, 657 nucleotides long. The record is from the annotation of a GenBank genome assembly. Lineage: Eukaryota; Metazoa; Porifera; Demospongiae; Tetractinellida; Geodiidae.